This is a messenger RNA of Sciurus carolinensis (gray squirrel), 5595 nucleotides long. It is a transcript of the gene Uvrag, whose product is annotated as UV radiation resistance associated. The transcript is spliced from 15 exons. Gene Ontology annotation, cellular component: endosome; lytic vacuole. The record is from RefSeq and is a predicted model, not a curated record. Gene Ontology annotation, molecular function: SNARE binding. Gene Ontology annotation, biological process: SNARE complex assembly. NCBI's taxonomy places the organism in Eukaryota, Metazoa, Chordata, Mammalia, Rodentia, Sciuridae. The coding region runs from base 181 to 2277 and encodes 698 amino acids.
UGCACUGCGGUAAUAUGGCUCUUCCCUAGCCAGCGGCGGCAGCCAGCGCGGGGGACUGAGCAGUCUUCCCUCUUGGGUGGCGGGUUUGUAGGUAGCAGGGGCUCGGCGGGUCGUGGCGACAAGGCGGCGGCGGAUGCGGGAGGAGCGUCCGCCCCGCCGCUUGGCGGCCGCUGGGUCGAGAUGAGCGCCUCAGCGUCGGUCGGGGGCCCGGUCCCGCCGCCGCCCCCGGGCCCGGCCGCUGCGCUGCCGCCCGGUUCUGCCGCGCGGGCCCUACAUGUGGAGCUGCCAUCUCAGCAGCGGCGUCUUCGGCAUCUUCGAAACAUUGCUGCCCGGAACAUUGUUAAUAGAAAUGGCCAUCAACUCCUGGAUACCUACUUCACACUUCACUUGUGUAAUACCGAAAAAAUAUAUAAAGAAUUUUAUAGAAGUGAAGUGAUUAAGAAUUCCUUGAAUCCAACAUGGCGAAGUCUAGAUUUUGGACUAAUGCCAGACCGUCUUGAUACAUCUGUGUCUUGCUUUGUGGUAAAGAUAUGGGGUGGAAAGGAGGACAUCUACCAGCUGUUGAUUGAAUGGAAAGUCUGUUUGGAUGGACUCAAGUACUUGGGUCAGCAGAUUCAUGCCCGCAACCAAAAUGAAAUAAUUUUUGGACUAAACGAUGGCUACUAUGGUGCUCCAUUUGAACAUAAGGGUUAUUCAAAUGCUCAGAAGAAUAUUCUUCUUCAGGUGGAUCAGAACUGUGUUCGCAAUUCUUAUGAUGUCUUCUCUUUGUUACGACUUCAUAGAGCUCAGUGUGCAAUUAAACAGACUCAGGUAACUGUUCAGAAAAUUGGAAAGGAAAUUGAAGAAAAACUAAGACUCACAUCUACAAGCAAUGAGCUGAAAAAAGAAAGUGAAUGCCUGCAAUUAAAAAUUUUGGUGCUUCGAAAUGAACUGGAAAGACAGAAGAAAGCCUUGGGACGGGAAGUAGCAUUACUGCAUAAGCAACAAAUUGCAUUACAGGACAAAGGAAGCGCAUUUUCAACUGAGCACCUCAAGCUUCAGCUCCAGAAGGAAUCCCUAAAUGAGUUGAGGAAGGAGUGCACGGCAAAAAGAGAACUCUUUCUGAAGACUAAUGCUCAGUUGACAAUUCGUUGUAGGCAGUUACUCUCUGAGCUUUCCUACAUUUACCCUAUUGAUUUGAAUGAGCAUAAGGAUUAUUUUGUAUGUGGUGUCAAGUUACCUAAUUCUGAGGACUUCCAAGCAAAAGAUGAUGGAAGCAUUGCUGUUGCCCUUGGUUACACUGCACAUUUGGUCUCCAUGAUUUCCUUUUUCCUACAAGUGCCCCUCAGAUACCCUAUAAUUCAUAAGGGGUCUAGAUCAACAAUCAAAGAUAAUAUCAAUGACAAGCUGACUGAAAAGGAGAGAGAGUUUCCACUGUAUCCAAAAGGAGGAGAGAAGUUACAGUUUGAUUAUGGUGUCUAUCUUCUGAACAAAAAUAUAGCACAGCUAAGAUAUCAACAUGGACUAGGGACCCCAGACUUGAGGCAAACCCUUCCUAACCUGAAAAACUUCAUGGAGCAUGGAUUAAUGGUCAGGUGUGACAGACAUCACACCUCCAGUGCAAUCCCUGUUCCAAAGAGACAAAGCUCCAUAUUUGGGGGUGCAGAUGUAGGCUUCUCUGGGGGAAUCCCUUCACCAGACAAAGGACAUCGAAAACGGGCCAACUCAGAGAAUGAGAGACUCCAGUACAAAACCCCUCCACCCAGUUACAACUCAGCAUUAGCACAGCCUGUGACCAUGAUCUCUUCUGUGGGAGAGUCUGAGAGAAAGACAGCGUCUCUGUCAUCCUCCUUGGACACCUCCUUGGGCUUCUCCAAAGAAAACCAGAAAAAAGGAAUAAAUUUGGGUGACAGCUUAAAAGGAAGCCAUGCAAGUGUAACCACUAGCCAAGAACAAGGAGAAGCCACCUCUGGGCGUCCCACCACAGUAAAUGGCACUCUGCUGCCCAGUGAGGCUGGCUCUGGGGGUGUCCAGCUUCCAGGUGAGUUCCACCCAGCCUCAGGAGCUGAGCUCUGCUGUACCGUGGAGCAGGCAGAAGAAAUCAUUGGGCUGGAAGCCACAGGUUUCACCUCAGGCGAUCAGCUAGAGGCAUUUAACUGCAUCCCAGUGGACAGUGCUGUGGCAGUGGAAUGCGACGAACAAGUUCUCGGAGAGUUUGAGGAGUUCUCCCGCAGGAUCUAUGCACUCAAUGAAAAUGUAUCCAGCUUCCGCCGGCCUCGCAGGAGUUCUGAUAAGUGAAGUGAGCAGGUGGUAGGGCAGUAGGACCAGGGCAGCAUCACUGCCCAAAAUGAGGGUAAAGCUGCACUUACCCUUUUUAAUAAUUAUGACACAAAGCAAAUAUUAAUGGAGGAUAUUCCUCAGAAAAACAAACUUUGGGACUAGAGGAGGGACUCAGGAUCAUUGUGUAUCAGUGGGCCAGAUGAAGUUAGAUUUUGCUUUCAGGAUUUGCUUUUUAGCCCUGAUGAUUGUUUUAAGGCAAAAGUCACCCUCUAGUUGAACGAGCUUAUAGCUCGAGUCACCUUAUAGGCAUUUGUCUGCUUUUUAUUUACAAGUCUAUGUUAUCCUCAGAGGGAAGAUGAUAAUAUAUAAAUAAUAUAAUGAACUCACCUUUAGUUUCUCAUAAGCCUUUGCCCUCACCAUAGUUUAUAAAACUUUGGGAAAAUGGAAUAUUCAGAAAUAGCUUCCUACCAUUUACUGAAGGAUUUGUGGCCAUCUCUUAGGUUGGUGAAUGAGAAGUAUAGUGGUCUCCUUAUUCCCAGGCCCCUCUGCCCAUGCCCUGCCCCCAGGCACCACACUCAACCUGUAGACUCCCGGAUUGCCCCAUCUUCACAGUGGAUGGCCCUGCAGCCUGUACACAGGUCACAUUCACUGGUCUAAAACCCAGUAGUCUUGAUGUUCCAUCUUUUCUAGUGACUCAUGACCUUUCACCUCCUUUGCCAUACCUUUGACUAACUUUCAAAUUAGAUGAAAAACUUGCCUCUGGGGGAUUCCAGGGGAUCCUGAAGGACCCCAAGAUUACUGCAGUCAGAUGGCAUCCAGUUCUUUUGGGUGGGGUGGGCAAAGUUUUUAUGUGGGCAGAUACUGUGAUUAAAAACUAGGCGGGCUUUCUGGCAAUCCCUAUAUGUAAAUCCCAUGUUAAUUUAUUAAAUUUCAAUCAGAAGAAAGACUUUGUAUAUGACAAAAUAUAUGUAGAGGGUCAGGCUGUCCAAUAUACAAACUGCAAAGCAGUUGACAUAGUUGGAUUAAGAGAUUAGAGAUGCAUAGAAUAUUAUUGGUAUGUGUGCAAUUUCAUAAAUAUAAAUUAUGUUUUUGCAGUCCAAUUGUCAUUCCUGCAUUCAAAUUUCAUUUGCCAUUGCUUUAUACAUUAUGUACCCAAGGACACUGCCUCAGGGUUGCAAGCUCUUUAAGGAAAAUUUAUCCAUAUAUCCGUGUAUUGUAUAGAAGAAUAAAAAUUGAACUUACUUCACCCGACCUGAUUUUUUUUUUCCCAAGCUUUGAAAUUCCUCUUAAACAUUCGUCUCCUUAUAUUACAUCAUGACAGGGCUAGCCUCAACAAGAGCCAUGGCUGUCUCUAAGCUGACACUGUUGAUGACUCCAUCUGAGUUUACAUCUUGUGUGUGGCAACACACAUACUUCACAGGUGUACUUCGCAGUAGCUUCAUUUGUCCUGCAUAGCAGCUUAACUCAUAGAUCUCAUCAUUUUCAUGCUAUGUCCAAGCAUUCCUGGGCCUGGUUUUAAUUGAUGGCUACAUUGUUAAAUGAACUGCUUCAUGCUGGUAUUUUCCACUUAGAGAGCUCACAGAAUUAACUGUAUAGCGGUCAGAUCCAACUCUCCUGCAGUUGGAAGCUUUAGUUUGAUUAAGAAAGCCCAUCUUAUCCCACAUGAAGAGUGAGAGCUACUUCAGACCUGGAACAGAGGCCAUCUGAGCAGGCAUUUCUUUGCAGUGUGCUGUCAUUCAUGUUAAGAGUAAAAGAGUGUGAAGAGAGGCACUAUCUUGGAUAUACGCGUCAUGCUGUGGAGUCCUCCCAUGAAGUAACAUCUGCUAAAGGAAAAGGUGUUUGGAGAUCAGUUUUAGUAUUGAAGAGGGGAAGGUGAAUCACAUGUGAUUUAUAAUUUCUGCAGACAUGGGGGUGCUAACCUCAAACUAGAUGCAUUCAGUCACAGCCCCUCUGGCACCACCACGCAGUAGGGCCACAUGCAGAGCCUCAGGACUACAGUGUUCAUCUCAGAUUUCACACAACCAGAUAGAGCCCGGAGCUCUGGGGUUCCCUCCAUCAUCUCCACUUUGUAGACACGGCAGCAUGGAGCCCUGCCCUUGACUAUGAUCAGAUUGCACAGAACUGAUCUAAUAGUUGCCUAUACUUUCGCAUGAUCCAUGCUGUCCACUGGUGUGUGCAUCGAAACGCAAACUUAGGUUUGGAUAUGUUUAUUUGGGGCUUAGGGUUUUCAUUUGAGGUUGUUUAAUGUCUACAGCUUCUACCAUGACCUGGGUAGAACCUACAGUAUUAUUGUCUCCUAGAAUAACCAUUCAGUAUUUUCCAAAGCUGCAGAAUUCAUUUCGCUUCUGUUUAAAGUAUCUGAGGCCAAAAGACAAGAUGAUCUAUCUCCUACUAAUCUUUUUAAGUAGUCUGGUAAAUCAUUAAAAAAGAUAGAAUUUGCUUGGAAGAGAUAAAUUGAAAUGGAAACUUAUUAUUAUUCAUUUCUGAACUGCUGAGAACCCCUUUGGUUUUCAUAUGGCUAAGAUGCUUUUAACAGCCAGCAAAUGUUAUCAAAUGAAUAUUCGAUUGUGUUUUCUCUUUCCACUUCCCUUAACCACUUUAGAAAUUCCACAGAUUUUUUUUCCCUCAGAAUAUUAGUUUUGGAAGAUUGUACUCAGCUAUAUUUUUUUAGCAGUUCUAAUGGUGUCCAUUUAUCCUGACCUAACUGGUUAUUUAAAUAAUUUUUUAAACCACCACCAAUAAUAAAUGGCAUGUGAAACUAAUCUGUUGGUAAUUGGAAGAAAACUUAGCAUCUGUAUUUAUAAAAUAAAAUUGAUUAGUAUUUAUUUUGAGAGUUAAAAGUGUAUGUUAUUUUCCUGCUAUGUUUGAGUCCUGUCUUCAUUGUUUUGAAUUUCAUAUUGAAACUGGGUUAACUCUGAAAAUCUUGUUCUUAAACAGUCAAUCAACCAUUCAGCAUUUAUUGAGUACACCGUGUGUGUAUGUGUGUAUGUGUGUGUAUGUGUGUAUGCAUACACACACGCACAUGGGACUGGGCUAAACAAAAUUAAUAUACAAAUUAAGAAGCCUUGACCUCUACCACAUUCUCUGGUGUUGGGCACAGGUAUAUUAGCAAUUAAUUAUAACUCAAUGUGAUAAAUUCUGUGAUGGAGCUAUAGAACCAGGCUAUGGAAUACAGAGAAAACUUAAUUCUGACUAAGAAAAAGGAGUGAUUCGUGGAAUUAUGUGGAUGAAAGAUGUAUAAAAGCUUGCAUUAUAGAUGGGAGAAACCAAAUGGGCAAAGUUCCCAGAGGCAAGGCAGGACCUUGUGUGUGUAUUUGGCAAACAGCAGGAGUUUGC